UUAACUGUCCGUUGGAAACAAAUCCUUGGUGCCGGUGGUCCGCGUUACGCGUUUGCAUUUUUCUGUGUUGACAUUUGUUUUAUGUUCUCAAGGUAUAUGUUGUUUAUUAUUUAUUCUUAAUGGAAGGGGUGCCUUGUCUCCGUGUGCCUCAUUGCCAUGCACAGAAAUUAAGGGAACACUUGCAGUCUCAAGAGUUCCUGGACCGAAAUGUAUGUAUUGUGAAAGAGCCGACCGGGACUGUCCUUGUACCCAUUUUACCUCCAUGUUUACAACAACUUGACCAAAAUGUUCUCAAAGAUGUGACAGUUGUUUGGUGCCAGGCUUCUGCGCUGUCCAAGAAGCAGAGAUGCAGGAGGAGGGGUGAUAAGCUUGAAGAUCUCCUCCAGGAGUUGCUGGAAUCUCAUGGAGAAAGUUGGACAAAGGAGGUGAGGGACGAUCUGCCUCGCAGCUUCCAGCGGCAUGGAGAUUUAGUCCUGCUGGGGCACAACUGUUUCUCCCUACCUGUAUGGAAGAAAUUUGAUCAACAGCUAUGGCACACCGUAGCCAAAGGCCUUGGAGCCGAACGUCUGGCAACGAUGAAUCGAAUAUCCAGCGAUGGUUUCCGAUCGCCGCAAGUGACUGUUCUGCUGGGAGAGCAAAGCUGGGUCAAACAUGUGGACAAUGGCAUUACGUAUGAGUUUGAUGUCACCAAAUGCAUGUUUUCUGCUGGAAAUAUAACAGAGAAGCUGCGGGUUGCUGAAUUUGACUGCAGGGGCGAGACCGUGGUUGAUUUAUAUGCAGGUAUAGGAUACUUCACGCUUCCGUAUCUGGUCCAUGCGGGUGCGGCACAUGUCCACGCCUGCGAGUGGAACCCACAUGCGGUUGAGGCACUGCGUAAAAACCUAGUCAUCAACCGAGUACAUGACCGCUGCACGGUUCACCCAGGGGAUAAUCGAAAAGUCCAGCUGUGUGACAUUGCAGACAGGAUAAAUCUGGGCCUCAUUCCGAGCUCUGAGGACGGAUGGCCAGUCGCCUGUCGCCUGCUGAAGAAAACAACUGGUGGUAUCCUACACAUUCAUCAAAACGUUACAUCAGCAAAUGCCGUGGCUUCGCAUGAAGAGAAUGAUGCCGACUACAGCGUGUCCGGGAAGAGAGCGGACAGAGAGGCGUGGCAGGCCUGGGCUUCUGCCACCGCAAACCGCAUCGUGUGUCUUUUGAAGAAACUCACAACUACUACAUGGAGAGCAAACAUCCAACACAUUAAACAUGUAAAGUCAUACGCACCUCAUGUGCAUCAUGUUGUGCUGGACUUGGAGUGCAGACCAGUCUGAAUGAUGUUCAUAAUCAUUACAGACAGCAUGACCUACAUAUUAUAGAUAUGUACAGACACACUGAAUCCUGCCACUUGGGUUUAGUGUCAUUCAAGAGACAAUCAGCAGUUUCAUUUGAGUUGACUUCAUCAUUGGAAACAGAUUGGUUUGGUGUAUAUAGGGCAUAGCUUCCACUUAUACACGUUUAAAUGGCACUACAAUUUGGCAUACUCACAAUUCAGGGGACUAUGUUGUAUGGUGCUUCAAGAUACAAUUGAGUUGCCCUACGUUUUUUUAGAUACCAGCUGUCAUUGGUCCUAUUUUUUGCUUUGAGUGCAAACUUGAAAUAUGAGUGUGGUCUGGUGUCAGCGAACUCAACAAAUCUCACAUUAAGCAGCAAAUAGGAAGCAAUUCUUCCAAAAAAGUGGUCUUCGCGCUCUUGAAUGCCGCUCCCAGUCGAAGUUUAUCAUCAACCUAAAUAAAAUUUGCAGAAUUUCACACUGUAUUGAAAACAAGCCCAUACCUUUAGCCACUAGUCUGCGACCUUAAAGCUAAACCAAACACAAAAUAGGAAAUGCGUACGUUUUGCCAACUGAUCUAUGAACAGAAACGAUGCAGCAAUGCAUUCUGAUGUUCCAUUAGAGCACUGCCGUCCAUAUAUGUUAUUUCAGUCUAUCGCACUGCUUAUUUCAGUCUAUCGGACUGUUUCUAGGUGGCCAAUGUGGGCAACUGCUUAGUUAUUUUUGUGUAAAUAUUGUGUGGUUUUAUACUGUACGUCCAAUAUGAACUGCUAUUUCUUAUCAUAAAUAAACAUCACACUAUUUUG
Molecule: messenger RNA, 2115 nt
Organism: Syngnathus typhle (broad-nosed pipefish)
Lineage: Eukaryota; Metazoa; Chordata; Actinopteri; Syngnathiformes; Syngnathidae
Gene: tyw2
Product: tRNA methyltransferase 12 homolog
Exons: 7
Coding region: 120-1310 (396 amino acids)
Biological process (GO): tRNA methylation
Cellular component (GO): cytoplasm
Molecular function (GO): tRNA methyltransferase activity
Source: RefSeq, a predicted model, not a curated record